Messenger RNA from Anisakis simplex (herring worm), 1605 nucleotides. Lineage: Eukaryota; Metazoa; Nematoda; Chromadorea; Rhabditida; Anisakidae. The record is from the annotation of a GenBank genome assembly.
AUGGCAGCUUCCACCGAACAAAACGAAGAUGUUGUUCUAGCAUCUUUUGCCACGCUUUCCAUUCUACAACUCAUAAAAGAUGCACAACAAAAGCAUGGACUUCGUCAUGGAGAUUAUCAACGUUAUCGAGGAUAUUGUGCAAGGCGUGUACGACGUAUUCGUAAAUCGUUAAAGUAUACUCAUGUCCAUAAGAGUGUUCCAAAACAUCCAGCAAAAUUUACAGCACGAAAAAUUAUUUUCGAUGUGGUAUCAGAAGAAAGAUAUUUACAAGUGGCGGUAUUUGACGCAGAACGGAAUUGGUCUUAUGCAAUGCAGCUGAAACAAGAAGCUGGAGAGGACGUACAUUCAAGAAAGAGAUUUCAUAUGGCCAAUAAAUUGAGGAAGGCUGUUCAGCACACUAGCAAUCUCGAAUCGAUCGUUCGGAUGUGUGAUAGGGCAGAUGCCGCAACAAAGCUAGAAGCACAGGCAUACAAUGCGUGGAUGACCGGUUAUUUGUAUUUUGAGUUGAAGCAGUGGAAGAAAGCACUCGACUUUCUAAAGACUGCGAGGAGAAUUUAUGAGAAGUUGGCUGAUGUUGGAAAGUUUCGUGAAUUGGUCGAUCUGUAUAAGGCGAGGUGUCGCGAAAUUCAACCACAAAUGAGGUAUUCUUGUGAGAUUGGUUGGGCCGGUGAGAAAAUAUUGGUGAAGAAUGAUGAAGUAAAGCAGUUGUUACAGGCAGUGGAACAGUUCGAUGCACAACUGCAACAGACCGCAUCGCAUGAGGACAAGUUAGCGCUGUAUGAGCGGUUGUUGAGUGGUGUGCGAGAUACGAUUCAGUUGUGGAAUGAUGAAUUGAAGAAGUCUAGUGGGGGUUUAUUCUCGGGGGGUGCGGGCACUCCAUCAGAUAGCGAUGCAUCCGCGAGUCAACUGAUAAGUGCUUAUCUGGACUUCAUUCGACUCACAAAGACGAUUCAACGUUACAUGCUCAUCGUUUCAUAUACCAAAAGUCAAACGGAAAAGAAAGUGAAACCUCAAGAUUUGCUGCGUUUGUACGAUUCAAUAAUCGAGAGUUGCUCUGAUAUAUUGCAAUUGCCCGCAUUGUAUGAUCGUGCGCAACAGCGAUGUGAUGCUGCUCUAAAAUCAGUGCAGUCGAUUAAAGAGAGCGUUUAUUUUGAGAAGAAUGCAGAGGAUGAACUGAACGAUCUGAGUAAGCAAAUAGUCGCAUCGAAGUAUAUGACCCAAGCGAAUCGAUUGGCUGAGGCAGCUGGGCAAGGCAACGACGAGCAAUCGAGUGGUGUAGUGGAUACGAGGUCGCUGUACGAAACACUCGAUGAGUAUCGCACAGUCUCGGUGGAUGAUCUUCUCAGAAGCGAAUCAGUCAAUGUUGUAUCAUUACCACCGAAUUUCAUCGCAACGCCCAACAAGCCGAUGUUCUUUGAUUUGGCACUUAAUCAUAUCAAAAUGCCUGAUUUGGAAACGAAGAUAUCGUCGUUCGGUGACGAUCAUUCGAGUAAGAGAUCGACCCCGUCGAAACAGCCAAGAAAGGGUGUGGGUUUGCCCAAUGACAAUGCGUCUUUAGAGGGCAUUAGUGGCUUAGUCAAGGGUUGGUUCUGGGGCAAGAAAUAG